GAAGGUAAGAGAGCAGAUGGCCAUGGUCAUGGCCCUCAACUUGAAAAUCAAACUGUAUCAUGACUUUGAAUCCCUUUGUUCCUGCGUUGGCCUUAACCUUCACCAUCUUCCAUUUUCCUCUCUCUCAUUCUUCCCCUACGAAGACCACGACCUUCUAUGCGCAAUCUCCGAAGCAAUCCAAGAUUCCCAGAACAAACACAACCAUGAUUACUCUCAGAACCCAAGACUCCGGCGCAUCCUCCCUUCCCUUACGACGCGCCACGUCGCCAACCUCAUCACCCUCAACCCUCUCUCCCUCUCCCCUUCCUCCCUCCUCUCCUUCUUCAACUACCUCGCAUCGCGACCUCCCUUUCGCCACACGCUCCAUUCCUACUGCACCAUGCUGCACUUCCUCUACCUCCACCGAAUGCUACCCGAAGCACACUCCCUUCUUUCCUUCCUUGUUUCGCGAAAAGGAUCCAACUCCGCUUCUUCCCUUUUCUCUUCCAUUAUCCGCACCAUGCCUCCUCGUCACCACUCCGCUGGCAUAGUCUUCGAUGCUCUAAUGUGCGCUUACGUUGAUUCCGGGUUUAUACCCGACGCUGUUGAGUGUUUCCGUUUGGUUACGAAGAAUAAGUUCCCCGUCCCGGUUCGCGGUUGCGAGAAUCUGCUUCGUCACGUGGUCAGGUUGAAACCCCUUGAAGUUGAGCGUUCCUGGGGUUUAUAUUUGGAGGUUUUGGAUUCUGGGUAUCCGGCAAAAAUUUAUUUUUUUAACGUUUUGAUGCAUGGGUUUUGCAAAGUUGGUGACGUUGGUAAUGCGCGGUUGGUGUUCGAUGAAAUUCCCAAAAGGGGUUUGCGGCCGACGGUUGUUAGUUUUAAUACUUUGAUUAGUGGGUGUUGUAAAGUGGGGAAUGUGGAGGAGGGUUUUCGGUUGAAGGGUGUUAUGGAGAGUGAGGGAAUAUAUCCUGAUGUCUUCACUUUCAGCGCUUUGAUCAAUGGCUUGUGUAAGGAGGGUAGGUUGGAUGAGGGGAGUCUUUUGUUUGAUGAGAUGCGCGGGAGAGGAUUGGUUCCGAAUGGUGUUACAUUCACUACUUUGAUUGAUGGGCAGUGCAAAGGUGGGAAAGUUGACUUGGCUUUGAAGAAUUUUCAGAUGAUGCUGGCUCAGGGUGUUAGACCUGACUUGGUUACGUAUAAUGCAUUGCUCAAUGGUCUAUGUAAGGUUGGAGAUUUAAAGGAGGCUAGGCGGCUUCUGGAUGAGAUGAGUGCGAGUGGUUUGAAGCCUGACAAGAUCACCUUCACUACACUGAUUGAUGGAUGUUGCAAGGAUGGAGAAAUGGAAUCUGCGUUGGAGAUUAAAAGGAGAAUGGUUGAAGAGGGGAUUGAACUUGAUGAUGUAGCUUUCACAGCGCUUAUCUCUGGGCUUUGUAGAGAUGGGAGAGUUCAUGAUGCGGAGAGAAUGUUAAGAGACAUGCUGAGUGCUGGUUUCAAACCGGAUGAUUCAACGUAUACCAUGGUAAUUGAUUGCUUUUGUAAGAAGGGUGAUGUUAAGGCGGGAUUCAAGUUGCUCAAGGAGAUGCAACGCAAUGGACAUAGGCCAGGAGUUGUCACGUAUAAUGCGCUAAUGAAUGGAAUGUGCAAGCAAGGUCAGAUGAAAAAUGCUAAAAUGCUGUUAGAUGCAAUGCUUAAUUUGGGGGUGGCUCCAAACGAUAUUACGUAUAACAUUUUACUAGAUGGUCAUUGCAAGCAUGGAAGCUCAGUUGAUGUUGACUCAUUUAAUUCUGAGAAAGGACUUGUUGCAGAUUAUGCUACAUAUAAAGCACUUCUUAAUGAAUCAAGUAAUAAUACUUCAAAAGAUCGCCUAAAGAGAUGAUGGUUACUGAUAUAUGUUUAGCCGAACUGCAGUAGUUGUUGGGCCUGGCUUACAGAUAAAACAUCAUCAGAGUAAAUCAAAUGUAACCGCACUAUCAUCAUUGAAGCAGAAAGAACAGGGCAGAUAGGAUAUGUUCUCAAUUUCAUUUUUGUGUGAUUCUUUAUUUAAUUGCCAGAAUGGUAAAAGUACCAUGCAAGAAGGCAAAGGAGUGAUUCCUUGCAAAUAAAGCAACUUGGCUGCUAUUGUCAAUGCAAGAAGCCGAAGUUGCUUCUAACGGUUAAGGUGACUAGCUAAAGGGGAGGUUCCCAGAUGAUUCAGUUGCAUUUCAAUGGCUUUUUACUACCAGAUAUGGGUGCCAAGUUACUUCUUAAGGAAACACUUUGCUGAUGGAACAAGCGACAUGUAUGGAUGCUAUUUAUAUGGAAGAAUAUGCCCCUUAAACAGAGCAUGUGGAAGAAUAUGCCCUCAGAUUUGAGAGUAUAUAAGGUGAAAAAACCUCUUCUGUUUGAUUUUCUUAUUCUUUUGUUUUUCCUUUUUGUCAUUUGGCUAGCUGCAUACACGUUGGAAGCAGCAACAACACCUACCAUAAGGUAUUAUCAGCACCCUUUUGCUUUCAGAAGUGGAAAGUGAAGGUAAGUCUUUGAAGAGAAGGAAAAAUGGGUAGUUGUGGAAGGGAAAGUGUAGGGAAACAGUAUAUAAGAUCAAAAGUCCCUCUUUUAAGAUGGACUCUUGAACUGCAUCGUUGUUUUGUUUAUGCCAUUGAAACUCUUGGAGACAAUCACAGUGAAUACAUUGUUUUCAAUGUAUAAUUACUAAUUUA
Molecule: messenger RNA, 2669 nt
Organism: Vigna umbellata (rice bean)
Lineage: Eukaryota; Viridiplantae; Streptophyta; Magnoliopsida; Fabales; Fabaceae
Product: Pentatricopeptide repeat (PPR) superfamily protein
Molecular function (GO): protein binding
Source: RefSeq, a predicted model, not a curated record